This is a messenger RNA of Zychaea mexicana, 747 nucleotides long. RefSeq lists its product as uncharacterized. The transcript is spliced from 6 exons. Bases 1 to 747 code for a protein of 248 amino acids. Lineage: Eukaryota; Fungi; Mucoromycota; Mucoromycetes; Mucorales; Lichtheimiaceae. The record is from RefSeq and is a predicted model, not a curated record.
AUGACAUCUAGCAGUAAAGACUACGAAGCUUGUAAUCAGUUGAUAGAAAAUUAUCUUAACAACGAUGCUGAACCUACUCUGGAAAGGUUCCUAAAUGACAAUGAAAAAGUCAUUGGCAAGCCAGAUUGGGACAAAUUGCUUUUAGCUGCAGUCAAAAAAUUCGAUACUGGUCCUCACCCCGUCCCACAACAACAAAAACCACCACCAUCAAUAGCAUCACCUUCAGCACCUUCAAAAUCAUCGAAAAAGCCAAUCACAGCAGCUAUGGUCGACAAGUACUUUGAGCCUUUGGUUGAUGAUAAAAAAUGGACAUUGAGUACAGGCAAAGUAGUUGAAGACACCAUGAAAAAGUACACAGUUACCUGCAACUUUGAACAUCCCAUACACUCAUUGAUUUUAGAUAUUGAUGAUAAAAUGUGGGUCAAGGAUGGGUAUUUCACCGAACAAGAAAUGAGAGAAAUCAAGGAUGCUCGUUGCCCAAAAGAUCCAGAAUUACCAACUCACAUUGCUGAAUACCUGAAAGGUUAUGCUGGAAACAAGGAUCUUGAAUCAAUCUUUGACCAUGCCAAUCAUCGUCUAUUCCAUCCCAAACGAGAAUCGGAUUUAUUUUGGAUUCAUCAAGCUUUUGUAAAAACAUUGAAUCUGUUUUACAGCAACUAUCUUCCAAUAACAGAUCAUAGCGAAACUGACAUCCUCAAUCGUGUCUGGGGAAUAGUACAAGAGUGUUUUGAUGUGUCACAUUUAUAA